CUGCCCCCGUUCUAGUUUGUUUGACCACGUCCACACGCAGCACAUUGUGAUAUCAACAGAAACAAAGGCUGAAGAGACGCGAAAAGAGGAGGCACAAGAUAACAAGAUAUGAGGCUCCAAGUUUGACUUUUUGACUUUUCUUAUCUGCAUUCGAUUGAUGAAUGUGGACGUUUUACUAUUUUCUAUUUUAACUUUUACCAGUGUUCAUUGCCGAAGGGUCUAGGUACAGGAACGCGUGCAUGUGGACACCCAGACGUACGUUCUUUUUACAUUGCAUCCCAUAAAUAAGUACGAAGAAAGUUGUACAACUUGUCACACAAACCUGCGAGCAGCGGAUCCGUUUCUUUACUUUACCCGGAUAACCUGGAAGAAUGCUGCCCCGGCUACUCACACUGGCCUGUGCUCUCUAUGUUGGGGUGUCCCCUACAACGGCAAACGCCGUCCAAGCCGAGACGUGGCUACAGCAGUAUGGCUACUUGCCUCCGGUUGACCUUAGGUCCCAGGCCCAGGUCCAGAACCUCCGCUCACUCAAGACCGUCUCCACGGCGAUCGCGGCCAUGCAGAGGCUGUACGGGUUGACGGUGACGGGCUCCGUUGACACCGAGACGAUAGCGGCGAUGAGUCGGCCGCGGUGCGGGGUUCCCGAUAAAUUCGGGCCGGAGCUGAAGACGAGCAUGAGGAGGAAGAGAUACGCCAUCCAGGGCCUCAAGUGGGACAAGUCGGAGAUCACCUUCAGCAUACAGAACUACACCCCCAAGGUGGGCGAGCGAGGGACGUACGAGGCCAUCCGCAAGGCCUUCAAGGUGUGGGAGAGCGCCGUCCCCCUCACCUUCCGGGAGAUCCCGUACAGCCAGAUCCGCGACCAGGUGGACAAGUUCGCCGACAUCAUGCUCUCCUUCUCCGAGGGUUUCCACGGCGACAGCACGCCCUUCGACGGCGAGGGGGGCUUCCUGGCGCACGCCUACUUCCCCGGCCACGGCAUCGGCGGGGACACGCACUUUGACCUCUCGGAGCCCUGGAGCACCGGGAACGUCGACCAGGGCGGUAACGAUGUGUUCCUGGUGGCGGUCCACGAGCUGGGCCACGCGCUGGGCCUGGAGCACUCCAACAACCCCUCCGCCAUCAUGGCUCCCUUCUACCAGUGGAUGGACACCGAGAACUUCCAGCUCCCAGACGACGACCGCCGGGGGAUACAGGCCAUAUACGGAACCAAGUCCGGCGCCCCACCCCCUCCACCGCGACCCACCAAGCCCUACGUCCCGGAGGACCCCAGCCAGGGGCCCGACAUCUGUGAGGGCCACUUCGACACCAUCGCCGUCCUGAGAGGAGAGAUGUUUGUGUUCAAGGGCAAGUGGCUGUGGCGCGUCCGCAACAACAAGGUGCUGUCCGGCUACCCCAUGCCCGUCGGCCACUUCUGGAAGGGCCUGCCCCCCAACAUAAACGCAGCCUACGAGAGGGACGACGGGAAGUUCAUCUUCUUCAAGGGUGACAAGUACUGGGAGUUCUCAGAGUCGAGCAUGUCCAAGGACUCUCCUAAGAGCCUGAAAGACCUGGGCAGCGGCCUGCCAAGGGACAAGAUGGACGCCGCCUUGUUCUACACGCCCACGGGCCAGACAUACUUCUUCAGGGGAACAAAAUACUUCCGCUUCAACGAGAAAACGCGCACGGUGGACAAUGACUACCCCAAGCCAAUCAGCAUGUGGAGUGGAGCCCCGGACAACAUCAAAGCUGCCCUCAUGAGCGAGGACGGAUCGUACACCUACUUCUACAAAGCCAACAAAUACUGGAAGUUCAACAACCAGUACAUGAAGGUCCAGUCGGGCUACCCCAAGUCGGUGCUCAGCGAUUGGAUGGGCUGCGAGGGGGAGGAGCCCAAGAGGGGGCGGGGCGAGGACGAGGUCAUCAUCAUCGAGGUGGACGAGCAGGGCGGCGGGUCCGGGGCGGGGCCGGCGGCCGUGGUCAUCCCGCUGAUGCUGCUGGUGCUGGUGGUGCUGACGCUGGGAGCGCUGCUGUUCUUCCGGAAGUACGGAACGCCAAGGCGCCUCCUGUACUGCCAGAGGUCCCUCCUGGACAAGGUGUAGAGGGGGGGGGGUGAGAGAGAGAGAGAGAGAGAGAGAGAGAGAGAGAGAGAGAGAGAGAGAGAGAGAGAAACUUGCCGACGAUUGGACAGACUGACGACAGGGAAGGGAGGAGGAGGAGGAGGAGGAGGAGGAGGAAGAGGAGAAGACGUUUGGAGCAGCGCAUUGGGGGAAGGGAAGGAAAUCGAAGAAGGAAAUUGAAGACGGAAAUUGAAGAAGGCGAGCGUGACCAAUGAAAAGAGACCUGGGGGAGGGGAGAUGAUUUGAGUGGUGUUUGUACAGAGCCACGAUUCAGGGCAAAAAGAGAGAGGGAGACAGACGGAGAGAGAGAGAGUGUUGAACAUAUCCUCAAGAAAAAUCAGGAACUUGUGUAUUCUGUAGUUAUCGAUCCCCAACAGAGAGAAUGGGGGAGGUUGGGGGGUUGUUCUUCGUCCGACUAGGCACCUGUCUGUUCCAAAUGCUCCCGAAAGCCACCAUUUUCUUUCCACUAAUCUGCUUCUCCUCUUUCCUCUGCCCCGUCCAUUAGAAUCCCCCCACCCCUCACUACUAUCACUUGACGACUCCAGCUACACCAGCUGUCCGAUUCCUUGUAAACUUUGGUUCUGCGUAAACUCAAAAUGUUUACUCUAAAUAAUUAUUAGUGGUUUGGAAAAUCUCCCCGAUUUCCACAUGAUGAAACCCUACAGUUCGCCUUUCGUUAGUUAUCGGACGAUUUGAAAUCCGAUCAUCCUCCAUUUAGCGCGCAGAGAAAAGAAAAGAAAAAAAAACAUUUGUUCCCGUUUCUUUUGUUUUCUUCCUCCCGCUCAACACAGCUGUGGAAGAGCUUUUUUCCACCACCAAAGCAGGUAUUCCACCCCACUAACUCACCCCAGAAACUCCCCCCAAAAUGAACCCCUCCACUAGUCUGCUGGGUAUUGUUCUUUGGUUGUGAAGGCAGAGUGUAUACUGGAACAUUCCUAGGUCGCUACUCCAAGUUUGUGUUUGCACUUGUAUGUACUUUUCUUACUAUGUCAAAUCUGAAAAAAAAAAAACUACCAAGCCAAAAGGAAUCGGAAUAUUCCACGGGAAGUUGCAUCUUUAAUUCCAGGAAAGAUAUCAACUUACAUUUGUGCAGUAUUGGCUUGGCCGUUUCGUAUCUUAAAUAUGCAUGGGUGGAUCUUUCAAUACCUAGAUAGAGAACUGGUCUGCUGGUUUCCGUUUGUUGUUUUUCUACCCUCAAGCAUAGUGUAUAACUGACUGCACUAUAAAGCAGAAUUUAAACUGUGGUGAGGACGUGGCAUAUAACAUUUACAACAUUUGAAAUCCUAAUGUCAUAUUGUGGAAAUGGUCCUGUUUGAUGACAUCAGCUUUUUUUGCAAAAAAAAACUAAAAACUUUAACUUGGGCCAUAUGUUCCAGAGAUUAAGUUAAACGUGGACAGCAUUAAAAAAAAUCGAAUCAUAAAUUAAAUCUUAGCUACUUUAACUAUACUUUUCCACCAGCAGCCGGGCACAUUCAUAAACACAGCAUUCGUGUCCUAAAGUGGUUAUAUUGAGUGAUCUUCAAGGUCCAUAAGGUCCUUCCCAAUAUUUCAGGCCAGCCAUCUCAACUUGCUAGUUUUGUUAAUUAGCACAACUCGCCGCUAUAAUUACUGAGGGAAAUCAGCUGAGCUCCAUCCGGGGCCGGAGAAAAAACGUGGCGGGUUAUUUUAUCUGUCUGAAGCUGGAAUUUGUCGGUUGGUACGGAUUACGCAAUAUGGUCCAGAUCUAAUAACGGUGUUUCAUUUUGAAUUAUCAUUUUGUACAACAAAUUAUUGUUAUUAUAGUUAUGGUUAUCGUUGUUUUAUUGGUAACGUUAUGAUGACUUGAUUAGUUUUGAUUUUCGCGUUGUCUUCGGAAGCCUGCUGGACAGAGGCUUAACAUGACAAUCAUGCCAAUAGCUCCCUUUUUUAUUUUAUUCCAUGUUCGGUGGUAUAUCGGUAUCCGUUAUUAAAUCCGGAAGCCGUAACCCGAUUUUUUUUAACGGGAAUUUCUUAAUGGCUGGCACAGAACCACAUUUAUUUAUGAACUACUAUUUGGAUGGUGCUUAGUGUUGUGUUUUGUCUUCACAGAGAAUCCAAAAUAAUUGUAAUUGAUUUGUAUUUAAAAAAUAAUAAUCAUCAGUGUGCUGAUUACAGAUUGAUUGGGCUUGCUUUAAAGACCUGAAUUCAACAGUGGGGGCUUCUACAGAGUGGAGAAAACUAAUAUACCACUGUUAACUACAGUAAGGAUGGGUGAUGCUUCGGGCAUUUUCCAUGGUAAAAACAUGUUAUGACACUCUGAAAUUCAACCCUAAUAAAGAUGUCUUUACCCUUUUUUUUUUUACCAAAGUGAAGAGAGCUAACAUUUUAUUGACUAUCGGAAGAUCAAGAUAACAUAAUAGGAAAACUUUGGUGUAUAUCUACCGGCAGUGCCUCGUAUGUGCAGCUGGUUCUGCGCUGUUCAUCGGCCGUUGUCCUUAAGCAGAGAGCUCGUGUAGCCCUGCCCGUUUCCUAGUAGUCCAUCAGAAAUAUUGUUGUCAUCUUCGUUUGACCAGAGAGGGCGCUGUUGCCAGAGUUUUAAUUAUAGUAUUUAGUUACUCUUUAAUGGCCCGGUAUCACUGUGCUCUACAUGAAGGAGAGAAAUAUGGAAAAUGGCUUAGGGUAUCAUAAAAUGCAUUAAAAGUAAAGUGAAACUCAGACAUUCCAUUCCGAAAUGAUAUUUUCCGAGAUGUCCUUCAACAGAGGCAACCUCAGUCAAAAUGUGCACACUGUUUAUGAUAAUGAAAUCAAUAAAAGGAGAUACUUA
This is a messenger RNA of Gadus macrocephalus (Pacific cod), 4881 nucleotides long. RefSeq names its product matrix metallopeptidase 14a (membrane-inserted) (gene mmp14a). The record is from RefSeq and is a predicted model, not a curated record. Gene Ontology annotation, molecular function: zinc ion binding; metalloendopeptidase activity. Gene Ontology annotation, biological process: skeletal system development; collagen catabolic process; zymogen activation. The coding region runs from base 372 to 2081 and encodes 569 amino acids. Gene Ontology annotation, cellular component: extracellular matrix. Lineage: Eukaryota; Metazoa; Chordata; Actinopteri; Gadiformes; Gadidae. The transcript is spliced from 10 exons.